Exserohilum turcica Et28A is the source of this 702-nucleotide messenger RNA. RefSeq lists its product as uncharacterized. The record is from RefSeq and is a predicted model, not a curated record. NCBI's taxonomy places the organism in Eukaryota, Fungi, Ascomycota, Dothideomycetes, Pleosporales, Pleosporaceae. The transcript has a single exon. Bases 1 to 702 code for a protein of 233 amino acids. Gene Ontology annotation, molecular function: nucleic acid binding.
AUGACCGCACCCUCUGCGACGCCCGCUCCCGGCGAGCAGCCAACCGACGAGUUUCUCCAAGACGAUCCAAACAUAUCUACGAUACCGCUUGCAGAACAGCGGGCCUUUGGCCGUGGUCUUUGGAAGAACCCAGUCCAAUUUGUCCCCGCUACCCCCGAGGUGCAACCUGCAGCUACAUCGACAAAUGGCAAGACAAUGGCUGAGAGGUAUCUCGCCAUCAUGUUCCCCAACGGCCAGCCACAGCCAGAACCAGAUGCGUACCCUCGGUGCGGCAUAUGUGGCGAGCCCGUCAAAGAGACAGAUCAGCGCAUACAUUACCUCAGCCCUGCCCACCAAGCAGCACUGCCUCGUGCCCCAAUUCCUUCAGCCAUCGACCGAACAAGAAUGGGACUCAAAUACAUGGAGAAACAUGGAUUUGAUGUAGACGCGCGAAAAGGUCUAGGCUCCAGUGGUCAAGGCAUGUUAUUUCCGCUCGUACCCAAGGAGAAACGCGACAAGCUGGGCCUGGGCAUGGACAAGAAAGAUCACACAAAGCAGAAAGCAUUGGGUGGCGCGAGUCGUGCAGAAGUUAGGGAGGGAAGACUCGAUGCUGGCAAGGUCAGAAAACUUGCACAGAUUGAGAAGAAGAAGCACGAAAAGCUGCAAACAAUGUUCUAUGGGAAUGAUGAGGUGGAGAAGUAUUUGGGGCAGUUGGGUGGCUAG